CGACUUACAGCUCUCAUCAUGGCACACGUCAGCACAUCGCGCCCUCUGCUCGCCUCCUUCGCGUAUUUGUAUAUGUGAUGUGGAGUGAGCGGUUCUCCCAUGUGAGAGAGUAACGCUUGACUUUUCAUCGCCAGGCGUUUUCGAAUUAACUCGUCAGGAUGGUACUCAUCGCCGCCGCGGUAUGCACCAAAGCCGGGAAGACUAUAAUUUCUCGACAAUUCGUCGAAAUGACGAAGGCGAGAAUAGAGGGCCUACUCGCUGCGUUCCCAAAACUGAUGAGCUCGGGUAAACAGCACACAUUCGUGGAAACUGAGUCCGUUAGAUAUGUUUAUCAGCCUCUAGAGAAAGUAUAUAUGCUGCUCAUCACAACUAAGGCCAGCAAUAUUUUGGAGGAUCUGGAAACCUUGAGACUCUUUGCGAGAGUGAUUCCAGAAUAUUGCAGCUCGAUGGACGAACUUGAAAUAGCAGAGAACGCGUUCAAUUUGAUAUUUGCAUUUGACGAGAUAGUUGCGCUAGGCUAUAGGGAGAAUGUUAAUUUAGCACAAAUCAGGACUUUUGUAGAAAUGGAUUCGCAUGAGGAGAAGGUUUAUCAAGCAGUGAGAAUGACGCAGGAGCGCGAAGCUAAAAAUAAGAUGCGCGAGAAAGCUAAGGAAUUGCAGAGGCAAAGAAUGAUGGAGGCUAACAAGAAGGGUGGAAUUAAAAGUCCUGGAUUUGGUGGAGGAUACGGAAGUGGCAGUGUUCCAGCUACUCCGGCUGUCGGUGAUACAGCUAAUUUCGUGCCUGAACCAAUUAGACCUUCCUAUAAGCCCAAACAAAAGUCAACCAACGUUGGAACGGGUGCAAUGAAAUUGGGUGGCAAAUCUCGCGAUGUGGACUCCUUUGUUGAUCAAUUGAAGGAGGAAGGUGAAAAUGUUGUAUCAGGACCUCUUGCUGCUCCUGGGACGAAAUUGACACCAAUCAGUCCUCAAAUAAUGAACACAGAAUUGGUUCACCUGAGGCAAGAGGAGAGACUUAACGUACGUGUCGGUCGAGACGGAGGUUUACAGAACUGCGAGUUGCACGGCUUGGUGACUUUACACAUCUCUGACGAAAAAUGGGGACGUAUCCGCGUGCAAGUUGAAAACAAGGACACGAGAGGCAUUCAGUUACAGACUCAUCCAAACGUGGACAAGGAAUUAUUCAGAGCGCAUGGUCAAAUAGGUCUGAAAGUACCCACAAAACCAUUUCCGUUAAACACUGAUGUUGGUGUGUUGAAAUGGCGUUUCCAAGCCCAAGACGAGGCAGCACUACCAAUUUCGAUAAAUUGUUGGCCUUCUGAAAACGGAGAGGGCGGCUGCGACGUGAAUAUCGAGUACGAAUUGGAGCAGGCCGAUCUCGAAUUGAACGACGUCCAGAUAAACAUUCCUCUAUCUAUCGGAUGCACUCCUAUCGUAAGCGAAUGCGACGGACAGUAUACCCACGAGGGACGACGAAACACGUUAAUCUGGUCCUUACCGGUGAUCGAUGCUUCAACAAAAUCUGGCUCGAUGGAGUUUUCGGCCCCGUCUUCUACACCCGCAGAUUUCUUCCCACUUCACAUUACAUUUACAUCUAAAACGCCGUAUGCCAAAAUCAAGGUUAGCGAAGUUUUGCUGGUAGAAGAUGACAGCCCCGUUAAGUAUUCAGUAGAAACUGUAUUCUUUACUGAUAAUUAUGAAGUUGUAUAAGAAAGAAUAGAUAAAAUAUUUGCGCAUAUAUAAGAGAAUAUGGAAAUAGAGGCACAGUUCAGAAAAUGGAAGGUAUAAUUUUACAAUUAAUAAUCCAUAUUGAUUACUGUUCGAGUUUUAAUUUUAUUGCCAUAGUCAUUCCUUGAUGAUCGAUGAGCAUAUGUUGCUAUAUUUAUAUACAUACAUAAUACAUAUCUUUUUAUUACUAUAUCAUUUAAUAGCUGUCCGGUGCCGAAUACGUUUGUAAAAAAGAAGAUAUAUCCUAAUUAGAAAAAAUUGGAUCGUGAAAAUUUAUCGUACAUAUUUACUUUUUAUUUGAUAAACAUAUAUUUUAGUAUAUUUGCAAUAACACGCCUGAGAAAAGGAUUGUAUUAUUACCAAAUAUAUAUAUAUCGAAUUUUGUUA
This is a messenger RNA of Nylanderia fulva, 2111 nucleotides long. It is a transcript of the gene deltaCOP, whose product is annotated as coatomer subunit delta. Gene Ontology annotation, cellular component: COPI vesicle coat. The record is from RefSeq and is a predicted model, not a curated record. Gene Ontology annotation, biological process: endoplasmic reticulum to Golgi vesicle-mediated transport; retrograde vesicle-mediated transport, Golgi to endoplasmic reticulum; Golgi localization. Lineage: Eukaryota; Metazoa; Arthropoda; Insecta; Hymenoptera; Formicidae.